AUGAAUCACGACAGUGGCACUAAUACGAACACUUCAAAUCCGAACGGACCACUUCCAUUCUCAUCAAUCAUCUUUGGAGCUGCAACUUUCAGUGCAAGUUAUAAUGAUUCAAGUAAAUUAAAAAGUGAAAUUCCAGAAAAGACUUUACUAAAAGCUCUUAGAUCAGGUAUUAACGCAAUCGAUACAAGUCCUUAUUAUUUUGGUAGUGAAGCUAUUCUAGGUAAAAUUUUAUCAAAACCCGAAAUCCAAUCUGAGUUUCCUAGACAUACUUAUCAUCUUUUGACGAAAUGUGGAAGAUAUGGUCCAAAAAUUCAAGAUUUUGAUUAUAGUCCUGAUCGAAUCCGUAAAUCAAUUCAAGAAAGCUUCAAAUUAAUGCACACAACAUAUUUAGAUGUAGUUUAUUUACAUGAUAUUGAAUUUAUUGCAGAAAAACUUGAUGAAAUCGAUUUGAAUCAAGUUCAUGAUCAAGUUAUAAGAAAUCCAAUCAAACCUUUAGGAUCUGGUGAUCAACUCAUUCUUAAAGCAAUUCAAACUUUAUUCCAAUUAAAACAAGAAGGUAAAAUCAAAAAAGUAGGCAUCAGUGGUUAUCCUCUUCCAACCCUCUUAAGAAUCUCUAAAUUAAUUCACCAAGAAUUAAAGACCCCAUUAGACAUCAUCAUGUCAUACUCAAAUUAUACACUUCAAAACCAAAGCUUAAGACCAUAUGUUGAUUUAUUUCAUCAACAAGGAAUCCAACAAAUCAUUAAUGCUUCACCAUUUUCCAUGGGACUUUUAACUACUCUUGGUCCUCAACUUUGGCAUCCAGCUUGUGAUGAAUUAAAACAAAUUUGUCAAGAGAUUGGAAAGAUUUGUCAAGAAAAAUAUCAAAGCAGAUUGGAACGUGUUGCAUUAAAGUUUGGAAUUCAAACUGUUUUGAAUCAUCAACAAGAAGAAGAAGGUAAGAUUGAUGCGUUGGUAGUGGGAUUUUCGGGUGUUGAGGAAGUUGAAGAAUUCGUGGAGAUUCAGGAUGAACUUUUGAAGCAAGAUCGUGUUCAAGUUGAACGUACGAAAUUCAUUGAGAUUGGAAUUCAAGAGUUCUUUAAACAAUCUGGUUAUCUUAAUUGGUGUUGGCCUACUACUUAUUUAAGAUAA
This is a messenger RNA of Melampsora larici-populina 98AG31, 1131 nucleotides long. RefSeq lists its product as uncharacterized. Gene Ontology annotation, biological process: dehydro-D-arabinono-1,4-lactone biosynthetic process. Gene Ontology annotation, cellular component: cytosol. Gene Ontology annotation, molecular function: D-arabinose 1-dehydrogenase [NAD(P)+] activity. Lineage: Eukaryota; Fungi; Basidiomycota; Pucciniomycetes; Pucciniales; Melampsoraceae. The transcript is spliced from 7 exons. Bases 1 to 1131 code for a protein of 376 amino acids. The record is from RefSeq and is a predicted model, not a curated record.